Messenger RNA from Malaya genurostris, 5334 nucleotides. Its product is annotated as phospholipid-transporting ATPase ABCA3-like. Lineage: Eukaryota; Metazoa; Arthropoda; Insecta; Diptera; Culicidae. Gene Ontology annotation, molecular function: ABC-type transporter activity; ATP binding; lipid carrier activity. The coding region runs from base 214 to 5190 and encodes 1658 amino acids. Gene Ontology annotation, cellular component: intracellular membrane-bounded organelle; membrane. Gene Ontology annotation, biological process: lipid transport; transmembrane transport. The transcript has 9 exons. The record is from RefSeq and is a predicted model, not a curated record.
AUCGAUUUGUGUGAAAUUCACAUAUUCCAUUAGAAUUGUAACGAGGUUUCAUUAUAUCUAGUACUUCUUUGAAGCAGUAGUAGUCAUAAAAACAAUUUGAUUAUCGUUAUCAAGAAGUAAUCUUUGCACUUGAUUUGAUUCGGUCAAGUCAGUUUCAAGGAAGUAUCAAAUCAAUCACCAAAAGUCUGUUGUACUUUAGGAACGCCUGCACCCAUGGGAACUUCAAGCUGGAAUAAAUUUCUUCUUCUACUGUGGAAGAAUUGGAUUAUACAAAAGCGACACUAUGUGCAAACAUUAUUUGAAAUUAUUAUACCGGCGAUUUGUUGUGCCGUGCUGAUUCUAGUUCGAGGACUGGUUGAUCCUGAGGUAUUCAGUAACUCAACUAUCUGGGACUCGUUGCCAACGGAUACUAUUGAGCAUAUGCUUCCCGAUGCCAAUCCCGAGAUCAAUCCACCUAUAAAUUAUAUGUUCGCAUAUUCUCCUCAGUCAGUGUUAGUUGACAGAGUUGUUGCAAAAGCUGCCUUGCAAAUACGAGAACCUUUGAGCAUUCUACCGUUCACAAAUGCUCUUGAGAUGGAAAAUUUUCUACGUAGUAACAAUACGUUAGUGGGAAUUGAAUUUCCCGACAAUUAUCGAUCAAUAAUAACACUUCCCGAGAAAGUUACCUACGCGUUACGAUUUCCAUCGGAGAUGCGUACAUUUCAAGACGACUUCACCGCUUUUUGGGCAAACUGGUAUACUGAACUGAUGUUCCCACAAUUUCAAAUGGCUGGAGCCAGAAACAAUGAUAGAGCCGAUGCUGGGUACCCGGCCAACUAUUUCAACGAGUCCUUCAUCGCAGUCCAGAGCGCAGUCGAUCGUGCGAUCAUAUCGGAGCAUGAUCCAACUUUAGAGAUUCGACCUGUUUUCCUUCAGAGAUAUCCAUAUCCACCGUACUACAGUGAUCCGCUAUUAACAGGUUUAGAGAAUCUGUUACCUCUAAUAAUCGUUAUCGCCUUCUUUUAUUCCGCUAUCAACAUCGUAAAAUACAUUACGGUGGAGAAAGAACGACAACUUAAGGAAACAAUGAAGAUCAUGGGAUUAUCCAGCUGGUUGCAUUGGUCAGCGUGGUUUGUCAAAUGUAUCCUGCUGCUCACAGUGUCGAUUUCACUGAUUAUAAUUUUGCUAUGCGUCGAUCUGACAACCAACAGUGAGUUAGCCAUUUUCGAAUACGCGCACUGGACCGUAAUUUGGAUGUAUUUGCUAGUCUUCAGUAUAACGACAAUAUGUUAUUGUUUCAUGAUGAGUACGAUAUUUUCAAAAGCAAAUCUUGCCGCAGGAAUUUCCGGAUUAAUUUGGUUCAUCAUGAUCGUACCGUAUAACAUUGCCUUUUUAAACUACAGCAAAUUGUCACUGGCUGUAAAACUGACACUUUGUAUAUUUUCCAACUCAGCAAUGUCGUUCGGUUUCAUGCUGAUGAUGAGACAUGAAGGUACCUCUAACGGGCUUCAAUGGUCAAACCUUUUCGAAACGGUAACUGUAGACGAUAACUUCACCGUAGGUCACACGCUUGUAAUGCUCUUGGUGGAUGCAUUCAUCUAUUUGCAAAUCGCGUUAUACAUAGAAAGGGUAUUUCCGGGCGAGUUCGGUGUAGGGCAGCGUUGGUAUUUCCUUUUCACCAAAAAAUUCUGGUCUAAAAAAUCGAAAUUAUCACAUGCUUUAGAUACAAACAUGAAGGACACAAGUAACGAAAACGUGGAAUCUGAUCCUUCAGAUAGAAGGGCAGGAAUACAAAUACGUCACCUUCGAAAAGUGUUUAACAAAACCAAGACUGCUGUGAAUGGGCUUAGUAUGAGCAUGUUUGAAGGCCAGAUAACUGUUUUAUUGGGUCACAACGGAGCAGGAAAAACAACAACUAUGUCCAUGUUAACGGGUAUGAUUUCACCUACCUCGGGUACUGCCAUAAUUAACGGGUACGAUAUCACUACGGAGAUGGACGCCGUACGAAGCUCAAUGGGAUUGUGUCCUCAGCAUAACAUUUUGUUCGAUGAGUUGACCGUCGCGGAACAUAUUGAAUUUUUCGCUAGACUGAAGGGCGUUCCAAAAAAGAACAUCAAGUGUGAAGUCGAACAUUUCGUAAAAGUACUGGACCUUACCGACAAAACCAAUAUGCAGUCACAUACUUUAUCGGGAGGAAUGAAAAGAAAACUGUCGGUCGGUAUUGCUCUUUGUGGGGGGUCAAAAGUAGUACUCUGUGACGAGCCAACGUCAGGGAUGGACCCAGCCGCUCGUAGAGCUUUGUGGGACUUAUUGAUCAAGGAAAAGAAAGGCCGUACAAUAUUGCUUACCACACAUUUUAUGGAUGAAGCGGACAUCCUCGGAGACAGAAUUGCAAUUAUGGCAGAUGGUGAGCUGAAAGCUGCAGGGUCAUCGUUCUUUCUGAAGAAAAGAUUUGGCGUUGGGUACAGAUUGAUUUGUGUGAAAGGAGAAAACUGUUGCGCUGAAGACUUGAAAGUGUUCCUAAGAAAAUAUAUUCCAGACAUCGACGUGGAUACAGAUAUUGGGACGGAGCUUUCUUUUAUUUUAAAUGAAGAAUACACGGAACAUUUUCAACAUAUGUUGAAAGAUUUGGAAGAAAAUACGGAAGGAUUGAACAUUAGAAAUUAUGGCAUAUCUUUGACAACGAUGGAAGAAGUAUUUCUUAAAGUUGGAAGCGAUUCUCAUGCUUUAACCCAAAAACCUUUAACCGAAAAUGGGGAAUCGAAUGAAAUUUUAAACAACUCGUCGACGGUUAGACUUAACGUCGAAAGAGAUGCCUUACUGAGUGGAUCCAAAUUAGUCUUCAAUCAAAUUCGGGCCAUGUUCAUGAAGAAAAUAAUCUCCACUAAACGAAGUUGGAUACAGCAACUGGUCCAGAUUCUCAUUCCUGUAUAUUUUGUGGUUGUCACUGUCAUUGUAGUACGAUCGUUUCCAGGAAUAACUGAGCUUCCACCACUUCCGAUAUCCAUACAAAAUUACUCAACAACGACGACUCUUUUACGCAUAUCACAGACAGAAAACGAAGUACUAAUAGGUUAUCAGAAGGUUUUUGAAAAUUUUCGUUCAUCUCAUCGGUUACAAUUAAUCGAUCACGACGUCAUUGACGAAAUUUUGUCUUUGUCAGUUGCUAACAUUGGACGUGUCAAUCGAGAGUUUAUGGUAGCCACAUCUGUGACAGAUACGAACAGUACCGUUUGGUUCAAUCCUCAGGGAUUCCACACAGCGCCUCUGGGAAUCGAUUUUCUGUACAAUGCAUUACUGAAAUCUACGUGCAACAAUUGCGAAAUACGUGUAAUUAAUAAACCACUUCCAUAUAGGCCCAACACUAGGUUUACGCAACUUCAGGCUGGCAACAAUUUGGGAUUCCAAUUAUCAUUCAACACCGGUUUCGCAAUGUCAUUUAUCGCAGCCAUGUACAUAAUGUUCUACAUCAAGGAGCGAACAUCGCGUGCGAAACUUCUACAGUUCGUCAGUGGAGUCAACGUCGUCAUUUUCUGGUGUGUAUCUUUCAUAUGGGAUUACUUCACCUUUGCGAUCACGUCACUAGUCUAUUUGGGUACACUGGCAAUCUUUCAAGAAGAAGGUUGGACAACUGUUGAGGAACUUGGACGCGUUUUUUUAAUACUUGGUGCUUUUGGAUUGGCUUUCCUGCCAACAACGUACAUCUUCUCGUUCUGGUUUGAAAUUCCGUCGACAGGAUUUGUCAAGAUGAUGAUGCUAAACAUUUUUACCGGAACUAUAUUUUUCACGGCCGUAUUCCUGUUACAAUUUGACGCAUUUAAUUUAAUUGAUGUGGCACGUUCUCUAGAAUGGGCGUUCAUGAUAUUUCCUCUAUUUUCGCUGAGCGAAAGCUUGAGUAAUAUGAAUGUUUUGGCUACAACGCGUUCUGUGUGUAAUCAACAAUGCCAAACCAUUCCGUUUUGCACCGAGCAACUAAUGUGUGAGCUGUUUUCCAACUGUUGCGAUACUAGAAUAUUCACUUGGCAAUCACACGGUGUGAAUCGUCAGAUUAUGUUCUUGAUUUAUGUGGGAAUCAUUGGAUUUGCGACACUGAUUGCAAUUGAAUUAAGAUUGUUUGAGAAUAUCUUUAUGUUUGGUGCCCAUUCUAAGUCUUUCGGACAAGAUACUUUAGAUGAUGACGUUCGCAAUGAGAAAGAACAAGUUUCAGCAUUGUCGCAUGGGGAAAUAUUGAAGCACAAUUUGGUUCUGCGAGGAUUGACCAAGUAUUACAAGAGAUUGCUAGCAGUCAAUCAACUUAGUUUAUCAGUUAGGCAUACAGAAUGCUUUGGACUUCUGGGUGUUAACGGAGCUGGCAAAACUUCUACUUUUAAAAUGUUGACAGGUGAUGAAAGCAUAUCAUUUGGUGAGGCAUGGGUUAAAGGAAUUGAUCUGAGAACACACAUGAAUCUGGCUCAUCAAUAUAUAGGUUAUUGUCCACAGUAUGACGCAGUAUUGGAUGACCUAACUGGUCGGGAAACUUUGAAAAUGUUUGCAUUGAUAAGAGGGAUACCCGAUGGCGAUAUAACUUUAUCCUCGGAGCAAUGGGCACAAGAUCUCAACUUUCAGCAACACAUCGAUAAAAGGAUCAAAGAAUACAGUGGUGGUAAUAAGCGAAAACUCAGCACUGCGCUUGCAUUGUUGGGCAAUCCUGACGUGAUAUAUCUAGAUGAACCAACGACUGGGAUGGAUCCGGGAUCGAAACGACAUCUGUGGAACGUUAUACUUAGAAUAAAAGAAACAGGCAAAUCCAUUAUCCUCACUUCGCACAGCAUGGAGGAAUGUGAAGCGCUUUGCACUAGGUUGGCAAUUAUGGUGAAUGGAGAAUUCAAAUGUAUUGGAUCUACACAGCACUUGAAAAGUAAAUUUUCUAAAGGAUAUUUUCUUACGGUGAAAAUUAAAACUUCAGAGUCUAAUGAACUAAUAAUCCUUAGAAAGAAUGCAGUAAGGUCUUAUGUGGAGCAGAAUUUUGGAGAUGUUACAUUGAGAGAGGACCACCAGGAUACCCUAGCGUAUCACAUCGCUCCGUCAAUAUUGAAAUGGUCAACGAUGUUCGGCUUGAUGGAAAAUGCCAAACGAACACUGGAAAUCGAAGACUAUGCGUUGGGUCAAACAUCGCUGGAACAGGUGUUUUUGCUGUUUACAAAAUAUCAACGAGUGUCCGACGGUAAAUGAAUUGAGGAGCAAGUUUCGACAUGCGCUCAAAUAAACGCCCCAAAAAGACUUCUUUGUUGGAUGAAGGCAAAUGACGGAAAAUAUAUGUUGGAAGUACUUAAUUUCGUGAAACACCUAUACAUACAAUUUUUGACCCCUUUUCUC